Octodon degus (degu) is the source of this 1058-nucleotide messenger RNA. It is a transcript of the gene Nudt7, whose product is annotated as nudix hydrolase 7. Lineage: Eukaryota; Metazoa; Chordata; Mammalia; Rodentia; Octodontidae. The record is from RefSeq and is a predicted model, not a curated record. Gene Ontology annotation, biological process: nucleoside diphosphate metabolic process; coenzyme A catabolic process. The transcript has 4 exons. Gene Ontology annotation, molecular function: manganese ion binding; magnesium ion binding; coenzyme A diphosphatase activity. Bases 33 to 752 code for a protein of 239 amino acids.
GAUGCCACCCUGGAGUCUCGGAAGGGCAACCGAUGUCCUCCAGGGCCAUGUCGCGAGCUUGUCAAUUCCAGGAGCCAGACAGUGUGAUUGAGGACGCAAAAGCCCGCUUGAGAAAGCUCGAUGUUGGUGCCAAAUAUUCUCACUUGUCGAAUCACAAAUACUCGGUGCUCGUACCACUGGUGGCUAGAGAAGGAAAGCUCCACCUGCUCUUCACCGUCCGGUCUGAGAAGCUGAGAAGGGCGCCUGGAGAAGUUUGUUUCCCUGGAGGGAGAAGGGAACCCACAGACAGGGAUGACGUGGCCACCGCACUGCGGGAAGCCCAGGAGGAAGUGGGGCUGCUCCCCCAUCAAGUGGAGGUCAUCUGCUGCCUGGUGCCCUCUCUGAUUGAAAAAAAGAAUUUGGUCACGCCUGUGGUGGGUUUUGUAGACCACAACUUUGAGGCCCAGCCAAAUCCUGAUGAAGUUAAGGAUGUGUUCCUUGUGCCCCUGGACUAUUUCCUAUCUCCACGUGUCUACUACUCUCGCCGCUUCUCUCAGUCUGGCCACUCCUUCCUUGUGCACUGCUUCGAGUACACGUGCCCUGAAGAUGGUGUGACUUAUUUCAUCAGGGGAAUGACUGCAAAAUUCGCUAUAAUGGUUGCCUUGAUUAUUUUGGAGCAGAAACCCACCUUUGAGGUUGAAUUUAAUCUCAAUGAUCUAAUAUCAUCUUGUGAGAAACAACUGCUUCUUUAUCAUGCUACAAGCAAGUUAUGAUUUAAGAGAAUAAAAGCUGGAAUCCAUCCAGGAGGAUUCUGUGUGUGGCUAUGCACCGAACAACAUUCAUUGCUGCUAUUUGGAUUUGACAAGUGCGAAUAUUUUUCCUGUGAUCUGACAAUACAAACCUUGCCUUUUUUUCCCUUCCAGUUGCCUUCUAUCAUUUGAAGGAAGAGCAAAGGGAGAAAAAUGUAUUAAUAGUGUUGUCUAAUUUCACUCACAAUAUGUUAAAAUUUUUCUUACACAUUUAAGAAAAAGUAUCUGGUACAUAAUAGGCACUUAAUAAACGCUUGUUAUAUAUUGUGA